Panicum virgatum (switchgrass) is the source of this 495-nucleotide messenger RNA. RefSeq names its product glycine-rich cell wall structural protein 1.8-like. The transcript has a single exon. The coding region runs from base 1 to 495 and encodes 164 amino acids. NCBI's taxonomy places the organism in Eukaryota, Viridiplantae, Streptophyta, Magnoliopsida, Poales, Poaceae. The record is from RefSeq and is a predicted model, not a curated record.
AUGGCGUGCGGCGGCAGUGCUCCGGCGUGGGAGGGAGGGGGAGGUCUGGCCGCAAAGCUUCACCGCGGCGAGGAGGACCCGUUCCGGUGUUCAGUUAGGACAGAGGAAGGGUGGAGAGCAGGGCUCCACGGUGGAGCUCAGGCGGCGGCGCAAUGGUGGGGCGGCGGCGCCGGUCCAGGUGCAGGGAGGGAAGGGGAGGCUUCUGGGAGCGGUGGAACGCAGGAGGGAGGUGUGAGAACGUCUACUGCGUGGGCCAAUGGAGGAGUAGACGAGCGAGGGGAGCGUGAGGCGCAGUCGGACGACACGGCACGUCGUCGUCGUGGCGCCCCGGCGACCAUCCUCGGCGUGCGCGCAGGGGGUGGCGCCGCGUGGAGGGGCCGAGAGCCUUCGGGAGAACCCAGGGAAGGGCUGGGGGCGCGGCGAGGACGCGGCGCGUGGCCGACGCCGGCGGCGAACGCCGUCAUGGCGAGGAACAGAGAAAGGAGAUGGAGUUGA